AUGGCUGUUCGCGAUAGUCUCGGCCCUGUGAUGGCCGCCUUCAUUGGCAUCGACGGCUUCGUCGUCCUCGCCCGUCUCGCUGUCCGAACCAAACUCACAACCCUCGGAUACGACGACUAUGUCAUCGCAGUAGCAAUGGUAGCAUUUACUCUCAUGUGCGCCUUCACAUUCGUUUCUCUCAACUUCGGCUUCGGCAUAACAGACCCCGAGGUCAUCGCCGGUAUGGCCAACUACAACCUCAUGGAGUCGCAACGAUACUUCACUGUCGCGCAAAUAACAUACGUCGCUGGCUUUCCCAUUGUACGUAUCAGUGUUGCACUGGUUCUGUAUCGUCUUGUGCAGGGCUGGCCUCGCACUCAAAAGCUUCUCCUGGGGACCAUGGUUUUCAUCUUCAUUUAUGCACUAGGAUGUCUCUUAGUAGAUGUCUUCCAGUGUAUCCCUCUGAAAGCUGUUUGGGGUGAUGGCGCUGGCAAGUGUCUUACCUCUAAGCAGUUGGCGGGCUUGGGCUUCGCUGUGGCUUCCUUGGAUAUUGCAUCUGCGCUGUUCUAUGCUGUCCUGCCUGUGUUCCUCCUCAAAGGACUGCAGAUGGGCACCAGGACCAAGGUUGCGACUAUAAUACUGCUUGGACUUGGUGCUUCAACGGUAAUCAUCAGUAUCAUCCGUAUGAAGAGUCUUGUUCAGAUCGUCAACGCCAAGAGUAUUCCCGAGGCAUUGGACUACCAGCUUGAGUCAUUCAUUUACUCCGUUCUCGAGUUUGGUCUUUCUAUCUUGACUGCCUCACUGGUCGCCUUCCGUCCUCUCAUUAAAUUCCUGCCCUUUGGCAGUUUCGGUCGCAGCUCCGGUCCCAAGGCUCACUCCGGCGGUGACAGCAGCGGCCCUGGUAUCAGCGGCAGAAACGACUUUGAAAUGGGUCGCCGGAAAUACGUCAACAUGCCCGACCCAGCCCGCAUUGACUCAGACGACGGUGAUAGCCAGCGUGAGAUCCUACAUGACACGGAUCAUCCCAGUGAUUGGAAACACUCUGGCGCUGUUACAUCUACUACCACGCUUAAAUAA
Molecule: messenger RNA, 1056 nt
Organism: Fusarium coffeatum
Lineage: Eukaryota; Fungi; Ascomycota; Sordariomycetes; Hypocreales; Nectriaceae
Exons: 2
Coding region: 1-1056 (351 amino acids)
Source: RefSeq, a predicted model, not a curated record